GUCGCCAAAAACAUAUAAAUUGUAGCCAGCGCGGUCCAAUCGCCACUAACGGUUCAAAUCCUCCCAACAGCAUCUUGCGGCGGAGGCUCCCAGUUGACGAUCCAGCGAUGAGGUUCUCCAAACUUGCUGGGCUCCUGCUGCUACUCUUCAUCACAGAGUGUCUCUUGGCGGAGGCCAGUGAGGGGCAACAGCAGCGGAGGAAGAGGAAGGGCAAGAGCCAGCAGCAGCAGUUAGGGGAAUCACAGGACGGGGGCAACAAGGCACCGAGCCUGGGAACCGACGGGAAGAAGCAGAGGAGGGGUCGCGGCUCAGUGCCCAAGCAGGGGCGCUUCGUCAGCCGGGAGCAAGCACAGUGCAAGUGGGCACUGCGAGGACAGGAAGACUCUGACAUAAACCUGCGUGUGGAUUGCAAAAAAGAACUGAGCGACUACUGGUGUGAGUUCACCGGGAAACCGUCAGCUUGCGCCAAGUACUCGCAAGAUGCAAAGACCUACUGGAAGCAAAUCACCCGGGCACUGAAGAAGCAGAAGGGGAUCUGCAGCCAGCCCUCGGCAAUGCUGAAAUCCAGUUUGUGCCGAAGCACAAAAGCAGCUCAUCUGAAAAUGACCGGCUCCAGCCUGCUAACCCCUGCAACCGCGGGAGAGGAGCAAGCGAAGAUACUGAGCCCAGCCCCUGUAACAGAUCCUGACAGUCCAGAUGCAGACAAAAUAGCUGCGGAAUAUUGUAAUGAUAGAUGGAGUUCUGUCUGCACGUUCCUGUUUUCAGCAAUCCAGGGCUAAGACUGCAGGGUCUCUGUGAUGUUCUGUCUCUGUGAUUGUCCAUUUUACUUCCUGCUUAAAGAAUGGGACUAUAUUGUAUAGUUGAUCAAUUGUUUUAGAAAUUCCAUGGUUUAUAAAAUGAGUUUGUAAGAUGUAAGUUGGCCCUAAUUUAUUAACAGGCAUUCUGAAUACACUUGCUAUCGGUUUCCAGCCGGUUCAUGUUGCACGACAGCGCCGUGGGUGUAUCCAGACAAAUGAAUAAAUCCCACUCGCUGUCCGCCCUCAAAGCAACCCAUUACCACCAUCCCCGUUUGAAAACAGUUGCUUUCGCAGGCAGCUAAGCAGAAUGUGUUUUAUAUACACGUGGCGCCAGUUUUAAUUUUUUUUAAAAGGUCCAUGUUGUGCUUUCUCCAAAGACCCAGCAGUCUUGAUGGGUUGUAUAACCAUGUCUUACGGUCAAUAUCGCUCAUACUUCGGGGAAUAUGUUACGUCCAUUAAUCACACAGCCGCUAGUUCUACUGACAUUUCAAAGAUCUUUUCUAAAACAUUAACACGAGCGUAUUGUAAAUAACUGUUAAUAAAAAGCCUUUCUGAAAACA
Molecule: messenger RNA, 1357 nt
Organism: Rhincodon typus (whale shark)
Lineage: Eukaryota; Metazoa; Chordata; Chondrichthyes; Orectolobiformes; Rhincodontidae
Product: fibroblast growth factor-binding protein 1-like
Exons: 2
Coding region: 108-779 (223 amino acids)
Biological process (GO): cell-cell signaling
Molecular function (GO): growth factor binding
Source: RefSeq, a predicted model, not a curated record